GCUGGGCAACGAGGUACGCGCUUCACGAGCUGAAGCAGGUACAGGUGCCUUAUAUUACACAGGUGUUUACUAAAUUGAUUGCCUAAUAUCGGCUGCGAAAUGCCCUGAAAUCACGUACGUACGCACGGGUUGUAAUUUGACCAGCUGAGUCGUGUGUGUGCAUUGCAUGCAUUGACAGGCUAAACGGGCAAAUGACUUAAAAAGAGAAGACACAUAGGCCUAAUUCGCCCCCCUAAUUCAGUAAUUGGUUGGUUUUGCGGUUAGUAGAUUGGCUAGCUUGAGUAAUUUAUGCUUCGAUCAUUUUGACGGUAACCGAUAAAUCAUUCGCGAUGAAGAUCUGAACGUUCUUGACAUCCGUGCAGUAGUGGUGGGAGUUUGGAACCGACUGGAAAUAAUUAACAAGUGAUCAGCAUCGGAAGACAAAGAGAUUCUUGGCACAAUGGCAACACUCCACAAAGCAUCCAAACGGCCCUGGGGCACAAUCACCAAGCCGGACAGCAUGGGCCUGGGGCACCAGAAAGUCACAGCCUACGAGGUGGAACAGACUGUCAACAGGCUGUACUACGUGCCCAAGGCCCGAGAGGCCAAAUACACCCGGCCUAACCCAAAGAUGAACAGCAGCGACAUCAGGAAGCUCAUUGAGAGACUGACCAGCAAGUCUCCAGAGAAGAUUACGGAUUCCAAGCGGGUUCCAGAGGGGAAACUGAGAGAGAUUGGAAUUCUGAACUCGUUUGCUUGGAAGGGAUACAACUGACAAGGUACUCGCCAGCAGCAGAUGAAAGAAGAGUGCAGCCAGUAAACUACAACCAUUGCAACUGAUGAAGCAUUGAUUUCCCUAUUUAAAGCAUUCUUUUGAUAUGGAUUGCAUGCUUGAACAGUAGAUAUUGCUGUGUAACCUCUCACACGGGUUCUAGUGUAGUGGACACUGUGUUCACGUGGCAGUUUUUCAUAUAAUUAUAGCACUAUAGAAGCUAAUUCGGUCACCAUUCACCGAGGUGAAACCAUACUGGCUGUAUGGCUUCAUAUGCACAAACCCAAUU
Patiria miniata (bat star) is the source of this 1040-nucleotide messenger RNA. RefSeq lists its product as uncharacterized. Lineage: Eukaryota; Metazoa; Echinodermata; Asteroidea; Valvatida; Asterinidae. The record is from RefSeq and is a predicted model, not a curated record. The transcript is spliced from 2 exons. Bases 440 to 754 code for a protein of 104 amino acids.